AUGGGUGACUACUCGAAAGCACUUGAAUUUUACCAAAAAUCACUUGAAAUAAAAGAAAAAUCUCUGCCUCCGAAUCAUCCACGGUUUGCUAAUUCAUACAGCAACAUCGGUGAAGUGUAUAAUAACAUGGGUGACCACUCGAAAGCACUUGAAUUUUACGAAAAAGAUCUAGAAAUCACAAAAAAAGCUUUGCCUUCCAAUCAUCCCGAUUUGACUACUUCAUACAGCAACAUCGGUCAAGUGUACAGCGACAUGGGUGACUACUCGAAAGCACUUGAAUUUUACCAAAAAUCACUUGAAAUAAAAGAAAAAUCUCUGCCUCCGAAUCAUACACGGUUCGCUAAUUCAUACAGCAACAUCGGUCAAGUGUAUAAUAACAUGGGUGACCACUCGAAAGCACUUGCAUUUUACGAAAAAGAUCUAGAAAUCACAAAAAAAGCUCUGCCUUCGAAUCAUCCCGAUUUGGCUAAUGCAUACAGCAAGAUCGGUCAAGUGUACAGCGACAUGGGUGACAACUCGAAAGCACUUGAAUUUUACCAAAAAUCACUUGAAAUAAAAGAAAAAUCUCUGCCUCCGAAUCAUCCACGGCUUGCUAAAUCAUACAACAACAUCGGUCAAGUGUAUAAUAACAUGGGUGACUACUCGAAAGCAGCUGAAUUUUACGAAAAAUCACAUCAAAUCUUCGAAAAAGCUCUACCUUCGAAUCAUCCCGAUUUGGCUACUUCAUACAGCAACAUCGGUCAAGUGUAUAAUAACAUGGGUGACCACUCGAAAGCACUUGAAUUUUACGAAAAAGAACUAGAAAUCACAAAAAAAGCUCUGCCUUCGAAUCAUCCCGAUUUGGCUAAUGCAUACAGCAAGAUCGGUCAACUGUACAGCGACACGGGUGACUACUCGAAACCACUUGAAUUUUACCAAAAAUCACUUGAAAUAAAAGAAAAAGCUCUGCCUUCGAAUCAUCCCGAUUUGCCCAAUGCAUACAGCAACAUUGGUCAAGUGUAUAAUAACAUGGGUGACUACUCGAAAGCACUUGAAUUUUACGAAAAAGAUCUAGAAAUCACAAAAAAAGCUCUGCCUUCGAAUCAUCCCGAUUUGGCUACUUCAUACAACAACAUCGGUCAAGUGUAUAAUAACAUGGGUGACCACUCGAAAGCACUUGAAUUUUACGAAAAAGAUCUAGAAAUCACAAAAAAAGCUCUGCCUUCGAAUCAUCCCGAUUUGGCUAAUGCAUACAGCAACAUCGGUCAAGUGUAUAAUAAUAUGGGUGACCACUCGAAAGCACUUGAAUUUUACGAAAAAGAUCUAGA
This is a messenger RNA of Rotaria sp. Silwood1, 1307 nucleotides long. NCBI's taxonomy places the organism in Eukaryota, Metazoa, Rotifera, Eurotatoria, Philodinida, Philodinidae. The record is from the annotation of a GenBank genome assembly.